AUGGUACUUCGAAAGCAAAAUUUAGAAACAUUCUGCUCAUUUUUUUCCACGGAAUCUUCAUCUCACUUGAGUAACGAGCAAAAAUGUAUCAACUACCUACUUAAUCUGGAAUCGUACAACGAAUCCAUACGAAACUUGCCCAGUGGAAACCUGUCGUCUAAUUUGUAUUCCAUUCUUGCCAAGCUGUUCUCGGAUGAUCAUGAAAUUGAGUCUUUGAAGGAUUUAAACAUGUCUGAAGUUGAGCUUUUCAUCUUUCGAAAACUAAUAGCGGACCUGGACCAGAAUGUUAAAGCGUAUGUGCCAAAUCUUGCUGUAAUACAUGAGCAUUUAAAGAACAAGCUUGAGUGUACCCACUCACUUCAUAUGAAAAAUGGGAAGAAUCCAUUUUCCAUUAAAGCCCACAUGCUAGAUGUGAUGGCUUUGACAAGAAGAUGUCCCCCAUAA
This is a messenger RNA of Mitosporidium daphniae, 444 nucleotides long. RefSeq lists its product as uncharacterized. The transcript has a single exon. Bases 1 to 444 code for a protein of 147 amino acids. The record is from RefSeq and is a predicted model, not a curated record. Lineage: Eukaryota; Fungi; Microsporidia.